This is a messenger RNA of Castor canadensis (American beaver), 3622 nucleotides long. The record is from RefSeq and is a predicted model, not a curated record. NCBI's taxonomy places the organism in Eukaryota, Metazoa, Chordata, Mammalia, Rodentia, Castoridae.
AUGCCAUUAAUAUCAGCCCCUCCUGGAAUGGUCAAGGCCUUAGAAAACCGAAUCAUGAUGAUACUACCCUUUACCGUUUUCUCUGUCAGACCUGUUUUCAGAUCAGGAAAAGGAGAGCAGUGGCUUAAGGACAGUAGACUUACAAUGAGAACCUUGAGAACAGAGAAAAAAUUAUUUACAGAAAAAUAUGCCACCAGGGGCAGGGUGCUAAAAGCACAAAUCCAAGAAUUAGUUGCUGGCAAGAACCCUCAUUCAGCUGCUGGUGUUGCCAACCUAGAGGUGUUUAGUCAUGGGUUGCAUACUGCUGUGACCAAGAUCCAGGUUCCAAGACCUGGUUUUAAUUACACGUUUGCCCACAUAUGUAUCCUGAAUAAUGAUAAGACAUGCAUCGUGGAUGACAUAGUGCACGUCCUGGAAGAACUAAAGAAUGCACGGGCCACCAAUCGGACCAAUUUUGCUAUCACGUACCCGAUCACUCACUUAAAGGAUGGGAGGGCCGUGUACAAUGGACACCAACUUGGGGGAGUCACUGUACACAGCAAGGAUCGGGUGAAAUCUGCAGAGGCCAUUCAGCUCACCUACUACCUGCAGUCAAUCAACAGUCUCAAUGACAUGGUGGCUGAGAGGUGGGAGUCCAGCUUCUGUGACACUGUCAGACUGUUCCAGGAAUCCAACAGCAAAGUCAAAAUGUACCCUUAUACGUCUUCGUCACUAAGAGAAGAUUUCCAGAAGACCAGCCGUGUGUCAGAGCGUUACCUGGUCACCAGCCUGAUCCUGGUGGUCACCAUGGCCAUCCUCUGCUGCUCUAUGCAGGACUGCGUCCGCAGCAAACCCUGGCUAGGCCUGCUCGGGUUGGUAACCAUAAGCCUAGCCACUCUCACUGCAGCUGGAAUCAUCAAUCUCACUGGUGGCAAAUACAAUUCCACCUUCCUGGGAGUCCCUUUCGUCAUGCUAGGUCAUGGAUUAUAUGGGACUUUUGAAAUGUUGUCCUCCUGGAGGAAAACUAGAGAAGACCAACAUGUUAAAGAGCGAACUGCAGCAGUGUAUGCAGACUCCAUGCUCUCCUUUUCUCUCACCACUGCCAUGUACCUGGUCACCUUUGGCAUAGGGGCCAGCCCUUUCACAAACAUUGAGGCAGCCAGGAUUUUCUGCUGCAAUUCCUGUAUUGCAAUCUUCUUCAACUACCUCUAUGUACUUUCGUUUUAUGGUUCCAGCCUGGUGUUCACUGGCUACAUAGAAAACAAUUACCAGCAUAGUAUCUUCUGUAGAAAAGUUCCAAAGCCUGAAGUAUUGCAGGAGAAGCCAGCAUGGUACAGGUUUCUCUUAACAGCCAGAUUCAGUGAGGACACAGCUGAAGGUGAGGAAGCAAACACUUACGAGAGUCACCUAUUGGUAUGUUUCCUCAAACGCUAUUACUGUGACUGGAUAACCAACACCUAUGUCAAGCCUUUUGUAGUUCUCUUUUACCUUAUUUAUAUUUCCUUUGCCUUAAUGGGCUAUCUGCAGGUCAGUGAAGGAUCAGACCUUAGUAACAUCGUAGCAACAGCGACACAAACCAUUGAGUACACUACUGCCCAGCAAAAGUACUUUAGUAACUACAGUCCUGUGAUUGGGUUUUACAUAUAUGAGUCCAUAGAAUAUUGGAACACUAGUGUCCAAGAAGAUGUUCUAGAAUAUACCAAGGGGUUUGUGCGGAUAUCCUGGUUUGAAAGCUAUUUAAAUUACCUUCGGAAACUCAAUGUAUCCACUGGCUUGCCUAAGAAAAAUUUCACAGACAUGUUGAGAAAUUCCUUCCUGAAAGCUCCCCAAUUUUCACAUUUUCAAGAGGACAUCAUCUUCUCUAAAAAGUACAAUGAUGAGGUUGAUGUAGUGGCCUCCAGAAUGUUUUUAGUGGCCAAGACCAUGGAAACAAACAGAGAAGAACUCUAUGAUCUCUUGGAGACCCUGAGGAGACUUUCAGUCACCUCCAAGGUGAAGUUCAUCGUCUUUAAUCCGUCUUUUGUGUACAUGGAUCGAUAUGCCUCCUCUCUGGGAGCUCCCCUGCACAAUUCCUGCAUCAGUGCUUUGUUCCUGCUCUUCUUCUCGGCAUUCCUGGUGGCAGAUUCUCUAAUUAAUGUCUGGAUCACUGUAACAGUUGUGUCCGUGGAGUUUGGAGUUAUAGGUUUCAUGACAUUAUGGAAAGUAGAACUGGACUGCAUUUCUGUGCUAUGCUUAAUUUAUGGAAUUAACUAUACAAUUGACAAUUGUGCUCCACUGUUAUCCACAUUUGUUCUGGGCAAGGAUUUUACGAGAACUAAAUGGGUUAAAAAUGCCCUGGAAGUGCAUGGGGUAGCUAUUUUACAGAGUUACCUCUGCUAUAUUGUUGGUCUGAUUCCUCUUGCAGCUGUGCCUUCAAAUCUGACCUGUACACUGUUCAGGUGCUUGUUUUUAAUAGCAUUUGUCACCUUCUUUCACUGCUUUGCCAUUUUACCUGUGAUACUGACUUUCCUGCCACCCUCUAAGAAAAAAAGGAAAGAGAAGAAAAAUCCUGAAAACCGGGAGGAAAUUGAGUGUGUAGAAAUGGUGGAUCUCGAUAGUACCCGAGUGGUUGACCAAAUUACAACAGUGUGAUAGUGUCUGCUUGGUAUAUUUUCACCCUAGAUCUUAUCAAGAACAAUGAGAUUAUGUUAAUGGAGACAAUUAAGUUCAAAGCUGUUCCCUUUUUUUAAAGGAUAUGAAACAGGCAUUGCAAAAAAUAGUAAAGGACAGGGGGAAGUAGUGGGCAUGGCACCUUUUCAAUCUUUAAAACAAAAGAGUUGUUAUAAAAAUGAAUUUAUAUACACACAUGUACCCUAGGAGACUUACAGUCUCUUAAGCUAAGAUCAAAUAGAAGAAAGCUUAUUAACAAGGAGGAUCCUAUUUUAUCCAGACUGCAGAUGUUGCUGGUAUUAUUAUAAAAGCAACUGAUUGAAAGGUCAGCUGCCAAGCAAAAAUAGAUUUAAGUAUUGUUCAAACAACAAGGCUUCCAAAACUUCUGCAGAGCAGUAACUCUAGCUAAGGUUUGAGGUCUUGGCUGUCUUACCUAGCUCAACACCCAAGGAGAUGCUUCUGAAAGUUCUGACCAGUAAAAGCAAGCCAGAGCCUCAGAAGCAGAUGUGGUAGAGUGGAUAUCACCCAUGAAUGAAAUUGAGUCACCCCUAAAAUCACCUGGGUGAGGCAGUUUUGUUGUUUAGAAUAAAUUGGUCAUAUUCUCCCACUGAUAUACUUUUAGCGUUUGUAUAGUUUGGUUAAUACACCUGGAAACCAAUGACAACUCCAGUAUUACAGAAUUGGGGAAAUUCUAUUUUGGAAUAUCAUAUCACUUGUCACUGAAUGAGUCUGCUCUAUUAGUUACAGCUCUUGGCAGAAGGCUCUGAAGAUGUAAAACCAUAAGCCAAACUCAAAAUACCUGGCAUGAUGGGGAAAAGUAGGUGUCUACUUGAACCUAGAGAAAGCAUCUCCAUUUUAACAACAACAGAAAAUAGCCAACUGGUACAGCUGUUUGUGGUUUGACCUUACAUACAUUUUUGCAUGGAUGCCUAGGAACAACAUCUGCCCACACAUAAUGAAGGAAGAAUAAAUGAACACUAAAAUAGUUAUUUGC